GCCAAGAAGUCUGCAACGUUGCCCUUCAAGGACUUGCUACCUGUGGCGGCAAGUGUCAACUUGGACACUGCUUUACGCUUACCAAAGAUGGAAGAGCUUCUUUCAAACAAUGACAAGGAAAUUCUCGAGAUGCAAGGGCUUCCGCUCUUGAAAGACAGUCUGGACGCUGUGGGCCUUGAAACCCCACCAUUCAAUCCAGAUGUGAUUUCGCCUGCUGCUCAACGACGGCUUGCCGGUAACUCCUUCAAUCAGGCUUGCUUCUCUGCAUGGUUAAUUUUCAUCCUUGGCAACUUGGCUAAGCGUGACCAUGCGGCAUCCAGCUCUGGUAUCCACAAGACAGACCCGACUAAGACUGAUUGCGACGAGGAAAGCUUAGGAUCUGAAAGCUGUGAACCGGGCAUUUGUGCUGACGACAUCGACUGA
This is a messenger RNA of Durusdinium trenchii, 423 nucleotides long. The record is from the annotation of a GenBank genome assembly. NCBI's taxonomy places the organism in Eukaryota, Dinophyceae, Suessiales, Symbiodiniaceae.